This is a messenger RNA of Ailuropoda melanoleuca (giant panda), 1095 nucleotides long. RefSeq names its product RNA polymerase II, I and III subunit E (gene POLR2E). The record is from RefSeq and is a predicted model, not a curated record. The transcript has 8 exons. Gene Ontology annotation, molecular function: DNA binding. Lineage: Eukaryota; Metazoa; Chordata; Mammalia; Carnivora; Ursidae. Gene Ontology annotation, cellular component: RNA polymerase I complex; RNA polymerase II, core complex; RNA polymerase III complex. Gene Ontology annotation, biological process: transcription elongation by RNA polymerase I; tRNA transcription by RNA polymerase III; transcription by RNA polymerase II. The coding region runs from base 99 to 731 and encodes 210 amino acids.
CGACAGCCCCGCACGGGGCGGAGCGGGGGCUUGACCGGGGCUCGGCGCAGGCGCAGUCAGCGCGGGUCCUGCCGCGUUGACUGAGAGCGGCGGCGGCCAUGGACGACGAGGAGGAGACGUACCGGCUGUGGAAGAUCCGCAAGACCAUCAUGCAGCUGUGCCAUGACCGUGGCUACCUGGUGACCCAGGAUGAGCUGGACCAGACACUGGAAGAGUUCAAGGCCCAGUUUGGGGACAAGCCGAGUGAGGGGCGGCCACGGCGCACAGACCUCACAGUGCUGGUGGCCCACAACGAUGACCCCACUGACCAGAUGUUCGUCUUCUUCCCAGAGGAGCCGAAAGUGGGAAUCAAGACCAUCAAGGUGUACUGCCAGCGGAUGCAGGAGGAGAACAUCACCCGGGCCCUCAUCGUGGUGCAGCAGGGCAUGACCCCCUCCGCCAAGCAGUCUCUGGUCGACAUGGCCCCCAAGUACAUCCUGGAGCAGUUUCUGCAGCAAGAGCUACUCAUUAACAUCACGGAGCACGAGCUGGUCCCAGAGCACGUCGUCAUGACCAAGGAGGAGGUGACAGAGCUGCUGGCCCGGUAUAAACUGCGAGAGAACCAGCUGCCCAGGAUCCAGGCCGGAGACCCGGUGGCACGCUACUUUGGGAUAAAGCGAGGGCAGGUGGUAAAGAUCAUCCGGCCCAGCGAGACUGCGGGCAGGUACAUCACCUACCGGCUGGUGCAGUAGUGGCCCGGCGCGCGGGUGAGACACAGCUCGCAGCCUGGAGACAGAUGGGGCUGUGGCUACCCCACCCCCCAGGAACUGUACCACUGCUGCUCUGGACCCCGGGGUGGCCUCACCUGGAUGCCGAGUCCCACCCUGGACCCUGCAUGAGCAUGCCUCUGGAGGGGACAGGACGCCACAGGGUGGCCCGCGGCAGCUGGUGACCCACAGCAGUCCUGGCUCAAGUCUCUGGCCAGCCCCCUCCACGGUGCUGUCGCCGGGCCCCACCGGGGUGGCCCCAAGGCUGGCUGUGAGCACACCCGGGGCCGCAGGGAGGGAGUUGCUAUUUGAUGCCAGGUGUUUUAAAAAUUAAAUGUAUUUGAGUGAA